AUGGAAAACAACACUCUCUCUUUUUACUUCAACCUGACCAUGUUCAUGAACAUUGGACACUACCGUUAUUUAGCCUUUGUGUUUAGCCUCCUGCUUUAUUGCUUUAUUGUGUCUGCAAAUCUUGUCAUGAUAUUGAUAAUAUUACUUGAGAGAACAUUACAUGAGCCCAUGUAUAUUUUCAUUGCAUUUUUAUCUGUCAACUCUCUGUAUGGUUCUACUGGUUUCUUCCCCAGAUUCCUCGUGGACCUUCUGUCUGAUACUCAUGUGAUCUCACGUCCAGCUUGUUUCACUCAGAUCUAUGUUAUUUACACAUAUGCUUCAUGUGAAAUAACCAUUCUGAGCAUUAUGGCAUAUGAUAGGUAUGUUGCUGUGUGUCAUCCUUUACACUAUCACAGAAAAAUGACCUUGAAAACUGUCUAUAUGUUGGUCUUUUUUGCAUGGGUCUGCCCUGCCUGUAACCUUACUGUAACCAUUAACAUGAUUGUCAGGCUUCCUCUAUGUGGCAACAAUAUACAGAAGAUAUACUGUGCCAGCUGGAAUAUUGUAAAAUUAUCAUGUGUUACAACUGCUGUUAACAAUAUUGUUGCAAUGUUAGGUGCCAUAACUAUGGCCUUCCUUCCCUUUGGUUUUAUCUUGUACACUUAUCUAAGAAUUGUGGUUACUUGUUGGAAAAAGUCAUCAGAAGUCAGGGGGAAAGUAUUACAGAGUUGUCUUCCACAUGUUAUUUCAUUUGUGAUUUAUUCCAUCACAUCUUUUUGUGAUACUGCCCUGAGCCGAGGAAAUCUUGAAGAGAUAAAUCCAUUAGUUGCAGUAAUUUUGUCACUAGAAUUUGUUAUCCUUCCCCCAAUUCUGAAUCCUCUUGUGUAUGGCCUUAAACUACCAGAAAUUAGAAGACAUAUUUUCAAGAUAUUAUGCUUUAAACUCCAAACUAAAAAGAACUCCUGUCACAUAUUACUUAGUCUACACUGA
Molecule: messenger RNA, 969 nt
Organism: Micropterus dolomieu (smallmouth bass)
Lineage: Eukaryota; Metazoa; Chordata; Actinopteri; Centrarchiformes; Centrarchidae
Product: olfactory receptor 10J4-like
Exons: 1
Coding region: 1-969 (322 amino acids)
Biological process (GO): G protein-coupled receptor signaling pathway
Cellular component (GO): membrane
Molecular function (GO): G protein-coupled receptor activity; olfactory receptor activity
Source: RefSeq, a predicted model, not a curated record